Molecule: messenger RNA, 906 nt
Organism: Gilbertella persicaria
Lineage: Eukaryota; Fungi; Mucoromycota; Mucoromycetes; Mucorales; Choanephoraceae
Exons: 8
Source: RefSeq, a predicted model, not a curated record
UUAUUACAACCUCCUCCUUCACCUAGUUUAUCAGCUACUUCGUCUAUAUCUUCUUGGUUAAGAAAAUCACCAAAUGAACAACCUCAAGAAGACGUCACUUUUAUGCCUUCACAUACAACGCGAGAAGCCAUGAUUGAAAUGCUGGAAAAAAAGAAUACGGAACUAUCCACUCAACUAGAGCAGACAGUCCAAACCCAGGAGAAACAGGGCCGUAUGCAUAAAAAGAAAGAAAGAGAAUUGGAGACUGAAAUCAAGUUCUUGAAAGGUAGUCUUGAUCAUGCUACAGUCAAAAUACAAGAAAUGGAAGAAAAACAAUGCCCAAAGAUAGAAGAAGAUGUUUCGCUGCUGCAUGAGAAAAUCAAGCAUUUGAGGCUGGAGAAUGAUCAGCAAGUGGACCAAUUCCAGUUCACUUUGCAUGAUCAUGAACAGCUUCAAAAGUCCAAGUUAGAAGAGCAUAGAACAUUACUGGGUCAGCUUAAAGAACAAGGCGUUAUUUAUUACGAAGAAGAAGAAUACGAAGAAGAAGAAAGCAAUCAAAAUCUGCUUAGGCAUGAAGAUAAUACAAACUUGCUUGAAUCAAUUCUUGUUCAAGCAGGCGUCGUUGAGAAAGAUGCUCUUGAUGAUGCACUGAGCUUAAUCGGUCAGAAUGGGCAUUGGUAUGACGAUAAUUUUAGCAUGGUGUCAACUCAACAAAAAGCGGCUAUUCGCAUGGUGAAACAAAUGCUUUACUUCACGUGGCGGUGGUUUAGAUUUACUUUGAUUAUGACAAUCGCUGUCUUUUUAAGUUUAAAAGAAGGCCCUCCUCCGCCACCACGGAAAUCCGGUUUGAUUACAUCCACUGCAUCACACACUAAACAAUAGAGAUAUUCUUUCAAAAACUAAAAUAAAUACACAAUUCACACAUGA